Eublepharis macularius is the source of this 1132-nucleotide messenger RNA. It is a transcript of the gene METTL21C, whose product is annotated as methyltransferase 21C, AARS1 lysine. The record is from RefSeq and is a predicted model, not a curated record. Gene Ontology annotation, biological process: peptidyl-lysine methylation. Lineage: Eukaryota; Metazoa; Chordata; Lepidosauria; Squamata; Eublepharidae. Gene Ontology annotation, cellular component: cytosol; cytoplasm. Gene Ontology annotation, molecular function: protein-lysine N-methyltransferase activity. Bases 173 to 940 code for a protein of 255 amino acids. The transcript has 5 exons.
UGCUAUCGAGAGAUGACGGAGCAGCCACCUUGGUUUGUGGAAGCCGCUUCGUCUGAAGAGCCGGGCUCUCAGACAUAAAUACACAGCUGCCAGCGAGUGUUCUGUACAACUCUACAGAAGUGUGUAAAGGCCUUGCCCUUGCCAGAAAAGGGAAAUCUACAGCAUUCCCAAAAUGCUUUCAACCCAGUACCAGUUGUUUCCCAAAGCUACCCAAGUAAUAAUGGAAGAGGAGGAAGGCCUUGGAGAAGAUUCUGAACUGAGCAUUGACUAUUCAGCAACUGACUCAGGGCCACGUAUUUUUAAAAUGUUGGAGAAAUGGGUUCCAAAAGCAUCUCACUAUUUUGACAAAGAACAUUAUUUUUAUGCUGGGCACCAGAUCACUAUUCAAGAAUCCAUAGAAAACUUUGGAGCCAUAGUGUGGCCUGGGGCUCUUGCUCUGUGCCAGUACCUGGAAUCAGAUCAACAAGAAAUCAUCCUCAAAGAUAAAAAACUGAUAGAACUUGGAGCUGGGACAGGCCUGGUGUCCAUAGUGGCAAGUAUAUUAGGUGCAUUUGUCACAGCUACUGAUUUGCCUGAGGUCCUUGAAAAUCUGGAAUUCAACAUUACAAAAAACACACGGGGUAUGAAUAUUCACAAGCCUGAAGUAAGAGAGCUGACGUGGGGGGAAAACCUCAGUGAAGACUUCCCCAAGCGAACCCACCAUUAUGAUUUCAUUGUGGCUACUGAUGUUGUGUAUCACCACACUGCUCUGGAUCAACUGUUAGACACAAUAAGCUACUUGUGUCAGCCAGGGACAAGCUUGCUAUGGGCAAACAAAUUCAGAUUCAGCACAGAUUAUGAUUUUUUGGACAAACUCGGCAACAUAUUCAAUAUCACACAACUAGCAGAAUUUCCAGAGUCAAAUGUCAAAUUGUUCAAAGGUACAAUGCGAGAAAAUUAAAAAUGGGAAGGUAUACCAGAACCUUAAUUCAGUGUUCUGCAAUUUAAAAUUUACAGUAACUUCUUUGCUUUACUAUGGCCUAAUCCACAAGGGGGGAUAGGGAGUGAGGCGCUGAAGCUCUAUUUCCUGACCUGAAGGAACGAGGAGGCAAUUGGCCAUUUGCAACCAUUUACAUAAACAUAGAAUACUUAA